Messenger RNA from Amaranthus tricolor (Joseph's coat), 1129 nucleotides. RefSeq lists its product as uncharacterized. NCBI's taxonomy places the organism in Eukaryota, Viridiplantae, Streptophyta, Magnoliopsida, Caryophyllales, Amaranthaceae. The coding region runs from base 187 to 618 and encodes 143 amino acids. The transcript is spliced from 3 exons. Gene Ontology annotation, biological process: negative regulation of double-strand break repair via homologous recombination; DNA repair; regulation of sister chromatid segregation. The record is from RefSeq and is a predicted model, not a curated record. Gene Ontology annotation, cellular component: nuclear speck; cytosol.
UAGUAGUGAAUUGAAGGCACUUAAGAUAGCCAACCCACGAGCCUAUUUUUCGCCAUUAAAAUUUAAAAGUUUCAAAAUUGGCGGGGACAAAGGCCGCCGAUUUCCUUCUAAAUCCAUCGUAUACUGUGACUGAAUAACCGAGAAAGAAGAGAGAGAAAGAAGAGGGGAGAAGAGGAAGAGAGAAAAAUGGAUUACAAAUUAGGAGCAUUAAAACUGAUGUGCCAACAAUUGAAGGAAGCCAUACAAACUCCUUCACAAACAUCUUACACUUUCAAAGGCGUUCUUUUCCAACGCGCUUGGCUUCAAGGUAUUCUCAUCUCCGUUCCGGAUCUCAAUCAUGACGACAAUAAAGACGGCGAUGAUUACCGAUCUCGAUAUCUUCUCGAUGAUGGCACUGGCCUUGUGGAAUUGCUCCUCACUCCAGAUUUCCAACAACAAAAUAACUGGUCUAUUGGAAUGUACGUGAUGGUUGUUGGAGCUUACGCUGAUGCUGAAAUUCCUUUGAUUAAGGUGCAUAAGAUAGUGGAUCUUUCAGCACAUCCUAAUAGAGAAGCAAUGUGGUACUUUGAAAUUAUUGAAGCUUGCAGGAUGUUCUACCAGCUUACCGUUGAAGAUUGAACAUUCCGGAGGAAGUUUAAGAGUCCCUUUGUAAAAUGGCUGUUAAACUGUUGGCCGUUUUGAGUGAUAUGCUAAUUGUUUAAGCUACCUUUUAAGCAUAUGUUUGGUAAAAAGUAUGUCAAUAUUGAUAGCUGUUUAUCAAGUAGUGAGUCGGUGAGGAUUAAUUGAGUAUGAGACUUUAUCCGCCUAUCCAUCUUGCCCCAUUACUCCUGUUCAACUUUAUAUUUUUAAAUGAUAUUAUUAUAUAAAUAAGUGGGUUGACCCAACGGGCCAUAAAAUAUAUAUAAAUAACUAUUUUAUGAACUUUUAAAAAAGGGUCAAAGUGGAUCAAAUUUAAACGAGUUUUAACCUGCCCCGCUUCGUUUAACAUUUAACAUGACCCACCCUUUUAAAUUUUAACCCGCCUCGCCCCGGUCCGUUGAACACCUCUAGUCCUGUAUAAGUCAAGGUCUGAAAAAGAUAGGAAAUAAGGCAGAUCAAUUUUCCAUUAUGAGGAGGUUACAACGAAGAG